This is a messenger RNA of Neocloeon triangulifer, 1705 nucleotides long. RefSeq names its product zinc finger protein 605-like. The coding region runs from base 125 to 1258 and encodes 377 amino acids. Gene Ontology annotation, biological process: regulation of transcription by RNA polymerase II. The record is from RefSeq and is a predicted model, not a curated record. The transcript is spliced from 5 exons. Gene Ontology annotation, cellular component: nucleus. Gene Ontology annotation, molecular function: protein binding. Lineage: Eukaryota; Metazoa; Arthropoda; Insecta; Ephemeroptera; Baetidae.
UCUCACAUUCAGUUACGGGCCCGGUCGCACGUCGGCACACACACGCCGAGCGCCCGUCCGCCGCUUUCCGCGGCUCGAACGCACCCUUCCGCUCGCACCCUGACUUCAGGACGCACCUGACAACAUGAAUUCGAACGCUCCCACACCUGACCACCCUGCCGAGGAGGAAAACUUCCAGCUCGUCUGGCACAACCACCAAAGCAACUUCCACGAGGUCGUGGCUGACCUUUUGACGACCGAGGCUUUUGCCGACGUCUCCCUGGUGUCUGAGGGCUGCAUGGUUCGCGCUCAUCGGCUUGUGCUGUCCGCCUGCAGCCCCUACCUGCACAGCCUGCUUAGCGCAUUGCCCGCGUCACCCAACGUGCACCCCGUCCUGUUGCUACCCCCCGAGGUGUCGCUCAGCACUCUGCGCACGCUCCUGGCCUUCAUGUACCACGGGGUAGUACACGUGCCCCACGCAGCCCUCGUCGCCGUUCUACAGGCUGGAGAUAUUCUCAAGGUGCGCGGAUUGUGCAGAGAGGAAGAGCCGCUGCAAGAUACACAGCACCCAUCAAGGACAGCAACACCCCCUAUGCCGCAAGUUCGACCAGAAUCUCUCCCCCAACAAAAUCAGGAGCAAACGUCCCGAGUAAAAGAAGAGCCAUAUGACUGGAGUUUGGAACAAGUGGUGCAGCACCACCUUGCAGAAUCAGAGGACGUCCUUUCCGAGAAACAUAAACCGUGCGGACCACUGCCCACCUGCAGCACCCACUUCCAGAAAGACAAAAGCAAAUCUGUAAAAGAAAACUUUGAUGAAGACGAGCCGACGCCAUUGGAAUGCGAACAGUGUCACCAGGUUUUCCCGCACGCCGCCCAGUGGGUUCGCCAUCUGAAGAUCCAUCCGCCCGUAGCCGAGCCCCUGCGACCAGCCAAACCACAAGCGGUGCAUCAGAAACUCCUUCCGAAGGGAAUGCCCCACGAGCGGCAUGAACGGCGGAUCAAGUUGGUGACCAAGAAGAUGCGCAUGAACCGCACCGACCUCGAAAGCAGUUCCUCGCGGGCGCGGCGACCGCACUCUUGCUACAACUGCGGCAAGCGGUUUUCCUCGCGCGCCUCCCUCUGCAUCCACAGCCGGACGCACACAGGCGAGACGCCCUUUCGGUGCGACCUAUGCGACAAGGGCUUUAACGUCAAGAGCAACCUGAUGAGACACCUGCGCACCCUGCACAACCGAAUCAUGACGCCGAGUCCGACGUACAUGGAGGCGCCGACUCCGUGAGACGUCUGCAAAUCCCGAGCUUUGAAUUUCAAUGUUUUCCAUGGGCUGCACUAAUUUUUUUCUCAUUCAUUAAAUAAUAUGUGCAAAUUUCAUUGCUGUACUAUUUUUGUGGCUAACUUAAUAGAUUUUGUGUCUCAUGCUUCAUAUUGCUCAAAAUGUUUGCGCUGGAUGUAGUUCCUCCUCCGAUUUUCAGCUAUCUAGCUCGCUAAGUGGUAUUCGUGUCAAACUGACUUAUAGGAUUAAGAUAAACUGAUCUCAUUAACCUGUCUUUUCGCUGUACUUAAUUAAUAGGGUUCUGGAUUUUUCUAUCUCUCUUUGUGCCGACAUCGAAUUUGGCUGAUAAUCAAAAGUGGAAAAGAUUUACUCUAAAUGCAUGCAGAAAUUUUUAUAUUUUUAAUGUGUACCUGCAUUAGCUGACUGUAGUCUGGUUUCAAUAAAGAAUCAUCU